AUGACCAACAAUGAUGAAUUGACGGUAGCAACGCCAUCAACAACGACUAAUAAUACCAGUAUAAAUACAAGUACUGCAAUUACAAAAUCACUUCUUGAUGAUCCGAAUUGGAAAGAAAAAUUGAAAUUACCACCAAAAGAUAAUCGACCGAAAACAUCUGAUGUUACUAAUACAAAAGGUCAUAGUUUUGAAGAUUACUGUCUUAAACGUGAAUUAUUAAUGGGUAUUUAUGAAAAAGGUUGGGAAAAACCAUCACCUGUUCAAGAACAGGCGAUUCCUAUUGCAUUAACGGGUCGUGAUGUUCUUGCACGCGCUAAAAAUGGUACAGGGAAAACAGGUGCUUAUACAAUUCCAAUUGUUGAACGAAUUGAUCCCACGAAAAAUGCUGUUCAAGCUAUUAUUUUGGUUCCAACGCGUGAAUUAGCAUUACAAACAAGUGCUAUAUGCAUGGAAUUAUCGAAACACCUUCAAUUACGUGUUAUGGUUACAACAGGUGGUACAUCAUUACGCGAAGAUAUUUCACGAUUACAAGAAGUUGUUCAUAUUAUCAUAGCAACACCUGGUCGUCUAUUAGAUUUAGUUAAUAAAAAUUUAGCUAAAAUUGAUGCAUGUCGUGUUAUUAUAUUGGAUGAAGCUGAUAAAUUGCUUUCACAAGACUUCAAUCAUUUAUUAGAUGAAUUAUUGCAUGUAAUGCCAAAGGAUCGACAAGUUAUGCUUUUUUCAGCUACAUUUCCAUUAACUGUCGAUGACUUCAUUAAGAAACAUAUGAAACAAGCAUAUGAAAUCAAUUUAAUGGACGAAUUAACACUUAAAGGUAUUACACAAUAUUAUGCAUUUGUACAAGAGCGACAAAAAAUCCAUUGCUUAAAUACACUUUUCUCUAAGUUACAAAUCAAUCAAUCAAUUAUAUUUUGUAAUUCAACACAACGUGUUGAACUUUUAGCUAAAAAAAUCACUGAUCUCGGUUAUUCAUGUUAUUAUAUACAUUCAAAAAUGCGACAAGAACAUCGUAAUCGUGUCUUUCACGAUUUUCGUACUGGUCUUUGUCGUAAUCUUGUUUGUUCGGAUUUAUUUACUCGUGGUAUUGAUAUUCAAGCUGUCAAUGUUGUGAUUAAUUUUGAUUUUCCUCGUUUCAGUGAAACAUAUCUUCAUCGAAUUGGUCGUUCAGGUCGUUUUGGUCAUUUAGGUCUUGCCAUUAGUUUAAUAACUUAUGACGAUCGUUUUACUGUGCACACAAUUGAACAAGAAUUGGGUACAGAAAUUUUGCCAAUCCCACGUCAUAUCGAGGAAACUUUAUAUGUGGCAAAAGCACCAGCUAUUGAACAAUCCAUUGAUGAACAACAAGCAGAUAAAUGA
Molecule: messenger RNA, 1356 nt
Organism: Rotaria socialis
Lineage: Eukaryota; Metazoa; Rotifera; Eurotatoria; Philodinida; Philodinidae
Source: the annotation of a GenBank genome assembly